Arachis stenosperma is the source of this 1455-nucleotide messenger RNA. Its product is annotated as protein FAR1-RELATED SEQUENCE 5-like. The coding region runs from base 1 to 1455 and encodes 484 amino acids. Gene Ontology annotation, biological process: regulation of DNA-templated transcription. NCBI's taxonomy places the organism in Eukaryota, Viridiplantae, Streptophyta, Magnoliopsida, Fabales, Fabaceae. The transcript has 4 exons. The record is from RefSeq and is a predicted model, not a curated record.
AUGGAAAAUAUGUCACAUUCUGAAGAGGAUGAAUGUUAUAUAAAGGAGGAGGAAAAUGAAAACGGCAAUGAUAAAACUACUGAUGGUAAAGAGGUAGUUGUUUUGAGUGCAAAUGAUUUUUUGAAUCAGCAAGUUGUAAGUUAUGAAGAAGCUUACGAAUGUUAUGUAAAGUAUGACAAGUGUGUGGGGUUUGGGGUUCGAAAGGGGAAUGCGGCUGCUGAUAGUACUGGCAAUUAUGUUCGAUGCAAAGCACAAGUGGAUAGCAUGCAUAGACAUAGCCUCCCACCUUCGAAGAUCAUGGGUCUUAUUGCUGGACAAGCCGGUGGUUAUGAAUUUGCUGAGGAUGAACCUAUAAUGAUUGUGAGACAUAGUUUAACAAAUGAUGAUAAAUUGGAGCAUUUAUUCUGGGCAGAUGAUUUAAGUCGAUUUGACUAUCAAUAUUUUGGUGAUGUUCUAGCAUUUGAUUCUACCUACAGAAAAAAUAAGUAUAAUAGGCCGCUAGUUAUCUUUUCAGGCAUAAACCAUCAUCGCCAAACUUGUAUUUUUGGCUUCGGUUUGCUAGCAGAUGAACAAACAAAAUCAUACAAGUGGUUACUAGAUAACUUUUCAGAGGCGAUGAUGAAUAAGCAUCCGAGUCUUGUUAUAACAGAUGGUGAUAAUGCCAUGAAGAGUGUAACUGAAGAAGUUUUUCCAAAUGCUACCCAUAGAUUGUGUGCUUGGCAUCUGUAUAAAAAUGCAGUAUCUCAUAUCAAGGACCCAGAAUUUCGUGAGGAAAUUAAGAAAUGCUUGGACUACAGAAAUGAUGAGAUUGUUGCUGAAUUCAAAACAAUAAAUGGAGAACAUGUGCCCACAACAGGUUUACAUUCUCUUGAGCGUCAUGCUGCGUCAGUGUAUACUAGAGAGAUAUUUUGGAAAAUAUUAGAAAAGAUUAAAAGUGUGGCAGCUUUGGAUAUCAUGCGGUCUGGUAGUCGUUCAACAACUACAGAGUACAAGAUCAUCAAGUAUGGAAGACUUGAUCAUGAGUACAUUGUUUUAUAUGAUCAAGAUAAUCAGAAGAUGGUGUGUCAAUGUCAAAGAUGGGAUAGUUAUGGCAUUUCACGUUCUCAUAUGUUUUGUGUGAUGAAACGGGAACAGAUCAAGGAAUUGCCAGAAACUCUUGUAUUGAAAAGAUGGACUAAAGACGUUAAAAAAAUUGAUGAUGAUCAAAGUAAGAUAAAUGAAAAACAGGAUGAAGAAAUGAGCAUUCUGAUGCGGAUAGGUGCAUUAUCAGUUGCUAGUUCUUGUAUGAUAUACUUAGGAGGCAGAAAAUUGUCUCAUUUUCGCUACACAAUGAAGGAAAUUUGUAGAAUGACGAAAGUCUUGGAAGCAAAAUUGGAGCAGACUAUUUUACCGGAAAAAGGCAAGAAAGUUAGUGAUCCUUUUGUUGCAAAAUCCAAAGGUGCACCAAAAGUCUGA